Zygosaccharomyces rouxii is the source of this 675-nucleotide messenger RNA. RefSeq names its product mitochondrial ribosome assembly protein RRG9 (gene RRG9). Lineage: Eukaryota; Fungi; Ascomycota; Saccharomycetes; Saccharomycetales; Saccharomycetaceae. The coding region runs from base 1 to 675 and encodes 224 amino acids. The record is from RefSeq and is a predicted model, not a curated record. Gene Ontology annotation, cellular component: nucleus. The transcript has a single exon.
AUGAUUCCUUUCACAUCUGGGAAGUGCUAUGACCGUUUUCCUAGCAUGUUGUUCACCUACAGGGUGGUAAUUGGGAGAUCAUUCUGUCAAGCUCAUCGCGGAUCACUAAUGGCAGAAAAUAGGUCAAAGGGAGCUAAAAAUGCUAUCAAAGUUGUUCACGAAUCUAGUUUAACCAGUAAGGAACAGAGAGAAAAGUCUAAAGAUGAUGAAACACCUGCAUGGAAGAUUCAAAAGAUGGCAAUUUCGAAGAAACUCAAAGGACAAAGGUGGAAUCCAUCAAAGAGGCUUUCACGAGAGGAGAUGGAAGGUCUUCGACUUAUAAAGAGUCAAUUCCCACACUUGAAUGCCAGUGAAUUGGGGCAACAGUUUAAAGUAUCACCGGAAGUCGUUAAAAGGAUUUUAUCAUCGAAAUGGAGACCCACAGAGGAUGAACUGGGUAAACUGCAGGACCGAUGGAAACAGAGGGGUGAAAGGAUCAAACAGAUGUUUGAUUCACAUCAAAUUCAAGAAAAACCAUUAGUGGUACCGAAACGAAUAGUAAUAAACACGUUGGGUAGCUCGCCUAGUGUAGUAGCGACCACAAGACCCAGUAAAAAUGCGAAAUCCAACAAAAGAACUAAAAACAAAUUGCACCUUUUGCAACAACGGGAGCAUGAUCAUGAGCAUUCUGAAUAG